AUGGCUUUUCUUACCUGAUAUCAAAAUAUAAAAUUUAUUAACAUGCAAAUUUCUGUAAGAGCUCCAACUGGGAAUUUCUUUAAAGUGAAUGCAGAAUCUUCAGAAUCUGUAGAAGAUCUAAAACUAAAAAUUCAAGAAAAUGAAGGAAUUCCUAUAGAUCAACAUGCUGAAGAUCUUCUAGACAAAAUUAUAGGCAUAAGGCACUUGAAAAAGGCUUUCUAGCUGAAAUUCGCAGUGGAGAUUAGUCCAAAAUUUAUUUGAAAAGGCCAGCUUUAAGGUUUAAUUACCUAAUUUAAUUUUAGUUGUAUUUAUAGUUCAACAGCGAUUAUUUUUUAAUUAUAAUGAAUUAGAAAACUGCCAUUCAUUAGCUCACUACAAUAUUCAAGAACAAUCAAUGCUUUAUUUGGUUUUAGGACCUCGAGAUGGCGGCGUAUUAAUGACAAUUAUAGUCGAAGAUAGAUAUAAUAACUAUGAGAUAUGUAUUAAUUCUCGUGAUACAAUUUUACAUCUAAAACUUUUAGUCCAAGGUCUAUCAGGUAUACCUAUCAAUUACCAACUCUUAUUCUUUGGAAAAAAUACUCUUCAAAGCUAUUCUAUAAUUGAAAGUUAUGGAAUUUGUCCUGGCACUAUUCUUCAUUUAGUUAAAAGAAGAAUAACCUGCUAA
Molecule: messenger RNA, 664 nt
Organism: Blepharisma stoltei
Lineage: Eukaryota; Ciliophora; Heterotrichea; Heterotrichida; Blepharismidae
Source: the annotation of a GenBank genome assembly